Molecule: messenger RNA, 418 nt
Organism: Paramacrobiotus metropolitanus
Lineage: Eukaryota; Metazoa; Tardigrada; Eutardigrada; Parachela; Macrobiotidae
Product: kelch-like protein diablo
Exons: 3
Molecular function (GO): protein binding
Source: RefSeq, a predicted model, not a curated record
UGUUCAUGCAGUGUUACGAUCUCUAGAACGUUAUGAUUCCCAAACACAAGUGUGGAGCGGAGAAAGCGAUAUACCGGCCGCGUGUGGUUAUGGAUUUAGCAUGUGUGCUGCUAAGGAUCGCAUUUACUUGUUUGGUGGAUCUGUCAACGAUAAAGCUACAAGUGUUGCUUUUUCCUAUAAUCCAGCAAGUCAGGCAUGGGAAAAGUUGGCUGAUAUGCCCACUGCUCGAACCGCGAGUUUCGCAUGCGUUAGUUCCGAUGGACUGAUUUAUGUUAUCGGUGGGAUGGCCAAUUCCAUGCCCUUGAACUGCGUGGAAGUUUACGAUGCUGAUUCCGGCACCUGGAUCAAGAAAAGUGGAAUGAUCGUUAAACGCUGGGAUGCUGGAUGUGGAUAUUCGGAUGGGAAGAUUUACGUCUUC